Annulohypoxylon truncatum is the source of this 1104-nucleotide messenger RNA. RefSeq names its product small acidic protein family-domain-containing protein. The record is from RefSeq and is a predicted model, not a curated record. Bases 1 to 1104 code for a protein of 367 amino acids. The transcript has 3 exons. Lineage: Eukaryota; Fungi; Ascomycota; Sordariomycetes; Xylariales; Hypoxylaceae.
AUGGAGGCUGGAGAUUCGGCAUCCUGGCAGAAGCUUGACCCGGCCAAGCUUCGUCGUGAAGCUGAAGCCAAAGAGGCCAAGCUGAAGCGACAGCAAGAGCAGCGACUUGCGCGAGCCGAAGCCCGAAAAGAGAAACGUCAUGCCAAGUCCGAGGCCAAGCAAGCACGAAAGGCGAAUGUUGGCCGUGCCGCGAAAUGGAACACCGAACGCAAGGCAGCCGACAAGCUGAAGAAGUUGGCUAACCGCGCGCACAAGCAAGAGAAGCGACGCAGGCGUAUGCGCCUACGUGCCCAGAAGUUAGAAGCGCAAGCGAUUAAGCUGAUGGCCGAGGCCCAGAAAGCUAAGGCCCAUGCUGAUCUCUUAGACGCACAAAAAGAGAAGGAGGAAGCUGAGAAGAACAAGUUGCCGAAUGAGAUCAAGAAGAUGGCAGCCGAUCCUGAGAACGACGACUUCAUUCCUCUCGACAACGAACCCGCUGCCGAAGCUGCGACAUCGGAGUCUUCGAGUGACGAAAGCACUGCGCCUCCCAAGAAGGAAUCCAAGGAGUCUAAGAAGGAGAAGAAGCACAAGAGUAAAGAAGAGAAGAAAGCCGAGAAACGCAAACGCAAGUCUGAGGAUGACGCUUCGCAUGAGACCACCAACGGCACAACCAAUGACGACGAUGCUGAUGACGUGGAAGUACCUAAGCAGGAAAAGAAAAAGAAGAAGAGAAAGCUAGAACAGACUGCUGAGGAAGCUGGCUCUCAAGACGAGGCGGCCCAGGUCGAGGCGCCCAAGGAGAAGAAGGAAAAGAAGAAGAAGCGAAAGGAGAAGCACCAUGCCGAGGAGUACGUGUCCUCUACCGCAGCCGAAGGAGGGUCGAAUACUAACGGCGGUGAGCAGUGGAACGCCCAAGCCUUAGAGGGCGACGACAAGAGGAAGGCAAAAUUUCUUAAACUUCUCGGGGCCAAGCCUAAUGGCAGUAAUACAACAGACGGCCAGAGUAACUCUGCUACAUCGAAGGCUUACAUCAAUCAAGUGCAGCACGAUUUAGAACGUCAGUUCGACGCCGGGAUGAGAAUGAAGCACGAUGGUCAGGGGCAGAAAAGGGGCCUAGGAGCAUGA